Exophiala spinifera is the source of this 804-nucleotide messenger RNA. RefSeq lists its product as uncharacterized. NCBI's taxonomy places the organism in Eukaryota, Fungi, Ascomycota, Eurotiomycetes, Chaetothyriales, Herpotrichiellaceae. The transcript has a single exon. The coding region runs from base 1 to 804 and encodes 267 amino acids. The record is from RefSeq and is a predicted model, not a curated record.
AUGUCUCUGUGUUUAGUCUUGCCACGACAUCGGUUCGGGUCAAGUCGGUUCAACACGGUCGUGUUACUCUUUCUGCGACUGUUCUAUCACGCAGGCCCAUUCGAGACGGUGGCGCCCACUACGACUGCAGUGCCGACACAGUCGAGCGCACCGUCGGCACAAGCUCCCAACGCGACAGACGCAGACGAACCCUCGGGCCUUGGCUGCGUCGGGCAGCCCGAGGGUUUCAACUCUUAUCGAAAGUUUUCAACGCAAGAAUGGCUCCGACACCUAUCGAACGUCCCUGAGAACCUCACCGACUGGAAAGUCUGCUCGAUUACCUGGAUCAAGGCUCUUGCGUCACCCUUCUCACACGAGUUCUUGCAAUUUGUCGUCCAGGACGUCAAAAGUGGUCAACGUACCCGACUUGCCGCCGGGCGUGAAGAGGACGGCGAUUGGGUCCUCGUCGGGUGGAACUGGGCUUCGGGAGAGACACCCUCGGACCAUUACAAACUUCCCUUGCCUUUGUUAAGUCUGGAGUUCGACGGCCAUGAAAAAAUGCCGAGCAUGCACGCUUUGGCUGACGUUCUUGCAGCCACCACACGGCGACGGCCUCAUUACAGGUUUCGACGAGAAAUGUGCUGGUGGUAUGCCGAGACCGUCUUGGAGGAGAUGAGUGCAAAGUACGGCGGAUCCGUGACAGAAUGGCCGUGGUCUCGCUAUAGGUACUCCUUUGUAGUCAAGACGAGCUUCAUCCGGAGGCAUACCCUAACCCAGCAUGCUGAGGCUUUCAAGACACGACUGGCGGCCGAGAUGACUUACUGA